AUGAGCAACCAGGAGAACAAGCGGGGCAAUCCCUCUAAACCCCAAACUAACCCAGCCCCGUCAACCUCAAACACCCAACCCAACCCCGCCUCGCUAGCAUCCCGCAUCCAAACCUCGGCAACAGGCCUAGCGAAAAGCGCAUUCAACCCGACCUCUGACAUAGCCCACACCCUAGCAUCAAGCACGAGCAGCAAACCAGCCGGUUCAUCCGCCCUCCCAAACACACAGACAAGCAGGGAUCUAUCCGUAAAUACACAGCAACAUGGAGGUCUCGGUUCUGGAUCUGGACCUGCGUCUGGGUCUGCAGCGCAAGCCUUCCGCGAACACGAUCCAACACCGGGUGGAUUCGCUCUACCCACCUUGACGGAAGAUGAGUUCCAGCGAAAUAUAUAUGAUGGAAUGGUAGAAGAACCAACCACAACUACAACGGCAAACCAACCACACCACGACCUCCAAACCCCCUCUUCAACCUGGAAAGGCAAAGCCCGCGCCCAUGACCCAACUCAACACCAACUCGAAACCGUCUGGCAGCGCCAGUGGCACACACACGAGACGAAGACAUAUACCCCAAGCACAGAUGACGGUUCGGCCGUUGUCUCCCUGCUAUCUGAUACAAACUUCGAUCCGAAUUUCGAGGACCCGACGACGGUCCCUGAUACCGACAUUGAUAUAGCUGCUGCACCGGUCCCGCUUUCUGCAGCCGAGAGGGAGGUUCUUGAUUCCUUCCGGCGGCGGAUGGGGCUGGAGGAGGAGAAAAAGGGACGGCUAACAGGGGCGAGUCUUGUUCCUGAUAUUGAUGUGUUUUUGAGUCAGGGGGCUGGGAGUCGGAUUGGGUUUGGGGAAGGGGAUGCCGCUUCAGUUACGGCUGGUUCUACUUCGCUUCGCGAUUCUGUUUUGAUGAAUCUUCCUGGUGCGGGUGAUUGGGUUGGUGUUCAGGAGAGGUAUCAUGAUGAGGUUUGGGGGUUUUUGCAGCCUGUGCUUGAGGAGGCGAGGGUUGAGAUUGAGAAGGGGGCUGGAGAGGGAUUGGGGGAGGAUGGGCCUGCUGUUAGGAGGUUGAAGAUGAUUCUGAUGCAUAUGAAGGGGUGA
Messenger RNA from Penicillium robsamsonii, 1086 nucleotides. RefSeq lists its product as uncharacterized. The record is from RefSeq and is a predicted model, not a curated record. Bases 1 to 1086 code for a protein of 361 amino acids. The transcript has a single exon. NCBI's taxonomy places the organism in Eukaryota, Fungi, Ascomycota, Eurotiomycetes, Eurotiales, Aspergillaceae.